Molecule: messenger RNA, 1806 nt
Organism: Lontra canadensis (Northern American river otter)
Lineage: Eukaryota; Metazoa; Chordata; Mammalia; Carnivora; Mustelidae
Gene: DDX47
Product: DEAD-box helicase 47
Exons: 12
Coding region: 18-1385 (455 amino acids)
Molecular function (GO): nucleic acid binding; RNA helicase activity; ATP binding
Source: RefSeq, a predicted model, not a curated record
CGGAGUGCGCGGAAGACAUGGCGGCGCCCGAAGAGUGUGAUUCUGCGACUGAAGCGCUUCAGCCGGCCGCCCAGGAGGAGGAAACAAAAACGUUUAAAGAUCUGGGUGUGACAGAUGUGUUGUGUGAAGCCUGUGACCAGUUGGGAUGGACAAAGCCCACAAAGAUCCAGAUUGAAGCUAUUCCCUUGGCCUUACAAGGUCGUGAUAUCAUCGGGCUGGCAGAAACUGGCUCUGGAAAAACAGGGGCUUUCGCCUUGCCCAUUCUGAAUGCGCUGCUAGAGACGCCCCAGCGUUUGUUUGCCUUGGUUCUCACGCCCACUCGAGAGUUGGCCUUUCAGAUCUCGGAGCAGUUUGAGGCCCUGGGGUCUUCUAUUGGUGUGCAGAGUGCUGUGAUCGUAGGUGGAAUUGAUUCAAUGUCCCAAUCUCUGGCUCUGGCGAAAAAACCACACGUGAUAAUAGCAACUCCAGGUCGAUUGAUUGACCACUUGGAAAAUACAAAAGGUUUCAACUUAAGAGCUCUCAAAUACUUGGUCAUGGAUGAAGCAGACCGAAUAUUGAAUAUGGAUUUUGAGACAGAAGUUGACAAGAUCCUCAAAGUGAUUCCCCGAGAUCGGAAAACAUUUCUCUUUUCUGCUACCAUGACCAAGAAGGUGCAAAAACUUCAGCGAGCAGCACUGAAGAAUCCUGUGAAAUGUGCUGUUUCUUCCAAAUACCAGACAGUUGAGAAAUUACAGCAAUAUUAUCUUUUUAUUCCCUCUAAAUUCAAGGAUACCUACCUGGUUUAUAUUCUAAAUGAAUUGGCUGGAAACUCCUUUAUGAUAUUCUGCAGCACCUGUAACAAUACUCAGAGAACAGCUUUGCUACUCCGAAACCUCGGAUUCACUGCCAUCCCCCUCCAUGGACAGAUGAGUCAGAGCAAGCGCCUAGGAUCCCUUAAUAAAUUUAAGGCCAAGGCUCGUUCUAUUCUUCUAGCAACUGAUGUUGCAAGCCGAGGUUUGGACAUACCUCAUGUGGAUGUAGUUGUUAACUUUGACAUUCCUACCCAUUCCAAGGAUUAUAUCCAUCGAGUAGGUCGAACUGCUCGAGCUGGGCGUUCCGGAAAGGCUAUUACCUUUGUCACACAGUAUGAUGUGGAACUCUUCCAGCGUAUAGAACACUUAAUUGGGAAGAAACUGCCUGUCUUUCCAACACAGGAUGAUGAGGUUAUGAUGCUGACAGAACGUGUGACCGAAGCCCAGAGAUUUGCCCGCAUGGAGUUAAGGGAGCAUGGAGAGAAGAAGAAACGCACACGGGAGGAUGCUGGGGACAACGAUGACACAGAAGGUGCUAUGGGUGUCAGGAACAAGGUGGCUGGAGGAAAAAUGAAGAAACGGAAAGGCCGUUAAUUCUCUUAUGAAGACUCAAUUUCAGCCUUCUGUUCCGUAAAAGGGGAUUGUAGAAGAGAAUGAAACCUCCUUGGUCAGAGUUCCUUAGAUUGGAAUCUGUCAGAAUGAUGUCCAGAACCUCCUCUAACUCAGUACUCGUUCCCCUUCUAUAGAGCUCCAUGACUGCAGACUGACUUUUCCAGCGCUGAGGUCAGCUUUGGGUCCUUGGUCAUGACCUGAGUAGGCUGUGCUCUUCUGUCACUUCAUACAGACCUUUGCUUUUUUAGCUACAGGUCAAGGACUAGGUUGAUGAAGCGCUGGACCCGUUGUUAUAAAGGGAAGAUGCUCCUAUGUCUGUAAAAUGGUGAUCCUUUAGCAGUCUCAGCUUGCGCUUCAUUAAACCUAAUGUGGAAUAAUAAAUUUAAAUAUUAUUUUUAAAAGA